CUCCUCUCCCCCUUCUCCUUGCAAGCAGGGAGCAAGCGGGGGGGAAGAGCGAACAGCGGAGGUGUGAGCCCAAAUAAACCGACUCGACAGAGCGGCGCACGCCCCCUUCGCCGCCCGCUCCCCCCGGGGCCCCCGAGCAUCCUCCCCUGCCCAUUGGCUCCGCGGCGGGGGGGGGACCCGGCCCUAUAUAACGUCUGGGAGGCCUCAGGAGGGGUUAAUAGGGGAAAAAAAAAAGGAAAAAACCCACCCCAAAGAACCCAAAACCCCAAACCUCGUCCGCCUCAGCCCAAACCCCAAAGCUACCACCACCAUCACCGCAGCCCCUCGCCGGAGCCGCCUCCCCGCUGCCCGCCCGGUGGGGAGCCCUUCCCGGCUAUGGUGCGCUGCUGAGCGCGGCCCCCGGGGCCAGCGGGGCGGACCAUGAACCUGGUAGGGGGCUACCAGCACCACCACCACCACCACCACCCCAUGCUGCACGACCCCUUCCUCCUCGGGCCGGCGGCGCGGUGCCACCAGGAGCGAGCCUAUUUCCCCGGCUGGGUGCUGAGCCCGGCCGAGGUGACCCCCGAGCUCCCGGGCCAGAGCCCGAGUUACGGCGCCGCCGAGUACGGCCCCGCCGGCCCGGGGCGGCUGGAGGCUCUCAGCGGUCGCCUGGGCCGGAGGAAAGGGGUCGGGGGACCCAAGAAAGAGCGGCGGAGGACGGAGAGCAUCAACAGCGCCUUCGCCGAGCUCCGAGAGUGCAUCCCCAACGUGCCCGCAGACACCAAACUAUCCAAGAUCAAGACCUUGCGCCUGGCCACCAGCUACAUCGCCUACCUGAUGGAGGUGCUGGCUAAGGACAGCCAGCCCGGGGACACCGAGGGCUUCAAAGCCGAGCUCAAGAAGGCCGACGGCAGGGAGAACAAGAGGAAAAGGGAGACGCCCGAGGUCUACUCGCAGCCUUUGGGCCACGGCGAGAAGAAGCUGAAGGGCCGGACGGGCUGGCCCCAGCAGGUCUGGGCCCUGGAACUGAACCCCUGAGGGCUUUCCCACGACGGCGCUCCCCGCUCGCCCCUCCAUGUGCAAUGCCGGAGAGAGCCCGGCCCGGCCCCCGGAGCCAGCCCGGGCCCUGUUGCCCCCGCCGAGGCCGAUGCUCCGCGGGAUACAAGCGACGGGCGCCCUGCGGGGCCGGAUCCUGCCUGUCCCGUCGGCACCGGGGGCCGGCCGGGUUAUUCCCUCCCUCGCCCCUUCCCCUGUUUGCAGUAAUCGUUGCUCCUUCCCGCUGCCAGCACGAUCGGCGGCUCCUGCCCCCCCUGGCCGGGCUGAAGCGGUUUAGUUCGUUUGCUGUUGUAAAUACGAGCCCCCAAACCCUGUCCCCGUCCGCUGCCUGACCGACGUGUGGCUGCGGUGAAACUACCUAGAGGUGCAUUUGGGAACACUCCUGUGCCGGGUUUUCUACCUCAGAUCUGCAUGACCACUUCCCGAGGGACCGAGCGCGCCGCACCACGUAUUUAAAACGGAAUAAUUAACAAAACCAUGAAAUAAAAUACAAACUCUAUGCAAA
Messenger RNA from Pezoporus occidentalis (night parrot), 1543 nucleotides. It is a transcript of the gene HAND1, whose product is annotated as heart and neural crest derivatives expressed 1. Gene Ontology annotation, molecular function: protein dimerization activity; RNA polymerase II transcription regulatory region sequence-specific DNA binding; DNA-binding transcription factor activity, RNA polymerase II-specific. Bases 421 to 1020 code for a protein of 199 amino acids. NCBI's taxonomy places the organism in Eukaryota, Metazoa, Chordata, Aves, Psittaciformes, Psittacidae. The transcript has 2 exons. The record is from RefSeq and is a predicted model, not a curated record. Gene Ontology annotation, biological process: heart development; regulation of transcription by RNA polymerase II.